This is a messenger RNA of Parnassius apollo (apollo), 4089 nucleotides long. NCBI's taxonomy places the organism in Eukaryota, Metazoa, Arthropoda, Insecta, Lepidoptera, Papilionidae. The record is from the annotation of a GenBank genome assembly.
AUGGAUCGUUUUAUAAGUAUGUGGAAAGUGAGGGAGCUGGCUGAUAAAGUAACAAAUGUGGUGAUGAAUUACACAGAGGUGGAGGGCAAGGUCCGCGAGGCGACGUCGGACGAAGCCUGGGGACCCACCGGCCAGCAGAUGCAAGAGUUGGCACUCGCCACCUUCACCUACGAACACUUCCCCGAAGUCAUGUCAAUGCUCUGGAGGCGGAUGCUGCACGAUAACAGAUCGCAUUGGCGACGGACGUAUAAGUGCCUACUCCUGCUCAGUUACUUGGUACGAAAUGGCUCUGAAAGAGUGGUGACCUCAGCAAGGGAGCACAUAUACGAUCUCAGGUCCUUGGAGAACUACACCUAUGUUGACGAUCUGGGGAAAGACCAGGGUAUUAAUGUAAGGCACAAGGUGCGAGAACUGAUCGACUUCAUUCAAGACGAUGAGAAGUUACGAGAAGAGAGAAAGAAGGCGAAGAAGAACAAGGACAAAUAUAUUGGAAUGUCUUCGGAGGCCGCAGUGAUGGGCGUCCGCGGGGGUGGUGGAGGGGGCGGAGGCGGCGGAUGGGGGGAGUACAGUGACCGAGCCGCUCCAGGCUGGGAUGACGUGAAAGAGAGAAACGACGAUGACGACUAUGAGCGAGACGACUCCGACGGUGAUUAUGGUCACAGAAAACCUCAAAAAGAGAACGUAUACCGCGACGCGGAAGUUAUAGAGGACAGCCCCCGCUUGUCGAGAGAGCCGCGGCCUGAUGAUAAGAAACUGGAGAGGAGCGAAUCUCUGAAGAAGCCUCUUAGUAUCAGCCUUCGCAGUCCUGCCAAGAGCAAACCUGCAACACCCGUGAAAAAGAUUGACCUCGGUGCUGCAGCUUCAUAUGGCAAGGUCAGCACAGCACCAUCAACUGCCCCAGCCAACGCCAGCUCCCAGAACAAUUCACAAGACCUGUUGGACGACUUGUUCAAAACCUGUCCCGCACCGAGCAGCGGCAGCACGUCACUUGUUCUGGAAGACGACUUCGACCCUAGAGCUGAAGAACGGAAGAAUUCUGUCCCAACAGAAACGGACUUUGGGGACUUCUCGCGAGCGUUUGGGGCUUCACCACCCAUAGCCCCGUCCGUUCCAACUGUCCCCUCUGUGUCCGGAGCACCCACACAAUCUGACGACAGCUUCGCAGACUUCACCAGUGCAUUCUCCGGCCAAAUGCAACCGCCACCUGCUAAUAGUGUUCCAUCAACACCAGCAUCGAACCUGGACCUUCUCGGCGAUCUCAGUCCGCCUCCAAUCGCUCCAGCACAGUCCAGCUUUAGUUCAGAUCUUGACUCUUUGACGGGGCAGUUCAAUGCGACCACACUACAACCUAUGCAACAAGGAGAUGGUACACAGGAAGCCAAGCCAACGGUUACCCGGAAACAGUUAACGGAGGCUAUGGAAAAUUGUUUACAGAUCCUCAAUAGCGUUGACAGGAUCAAAUCAGAGGCAGAUGUGAACAAUAUAAAAGUAUCAUUGGAAUAUGUGUUGAAAUAUCUUCCCGGACCUAUAACGCCACAGAAACUUUGUAACUGUGAUGAUUUCAUACUGAGUAAGGACUUAAUCGAGCUGUAUUCGAAGUUGCUGACAGCUUUAAUAAGAAUUUGCUUACCCCAUUGGCCAUUAUUGAAGGGAGAAAUAAUAAAGAUUUUUACAAUAGAGGACAGCUUCGAAGUCAGUCAAGAAUCUCUAGCAAUUAUCUGUGGAUUUUUGAAGGAAGAACGUGAUCUUGUUGUAUUGGAUGCUUUAGUUUCGAUAAUUUUGAAAUAUGUUAAAAGUGAUUCUAUUAUUACAGCUUUUAUCGAUUACAGUAAAGUUAGAACGAAAGAUUUAAAUGAAUGGGAAAGAUUCGUACAACUACUGGUAACACUACCCGAAAGAGUUGCCAACAGGUUGGCAACAAAAACUCCCAAAGAGUUCUCGCAUGAACAUUAUUCCUAUAUUCUUAUUUUCCAUGUUUUUCGUGCGAUGGAUUUUAUAGCAGAGAGUAGUUAUUUCGUCGGUGUUAAAUACGAUUUACUGCAACUAGCUCAUUUGGUCUCUAAAAUUAUAAAUAUUUACAGUAAUUCCGAUGCAAUGUCCAAAUUUAUUGAUGUUCUCAUUGCGUGGGCCACUACUUACGAAGAACCAAGCAAAUUCGUUAAAAUUAAACUUAUACAAACCCUUCUUCAUCAUUUAAACCGAUAUGCCAUAGAUAAAAUAUCUUUUACUAUGUUAAAAAGAUGCCCCAUAGAUUAUAAAAGUGACGAUCAACCAAUACGGAGAAUAUUUGGUGAUAAUUUUGACACAAAUAAAAAUUGGAAUGACGUUAUUAGCUUCAGAAUACCGUUUUAUGUGAAACCUAAAGAUUAUAAGGAUACUACUUUGGUGGAGAAUCUUGUGUAUUAUAUUUCGACGAGCAAAAAUAACACUAGCGUUCUGUCAGACUUAGUUUUAAGGCUGGCUAAUUUGUGGUCGGACGUUAAGGCAAAUAACGUAACGAAUUUGGACGAGCAUAUAUAUACAUCGCAGUUGCUUGUUCUAGCAGUUAAAUAUCGAGCAGUUUUGGCACUCAAAAGUCACUCUCCGUGGAAGUUAAUAGAGCUAAAGAAAAUUCUAUUUAAAGGCAUGUCGAAACACUUAGAUCUGCUAUCACAAGAGCUUAGGUGCGUUGGUAUGUCGACUAUAGAAAUUAUAUUCAAAAUUCUAUCCCAAAUCGAUGAAUCAGAUAAGAAAGCAGUCGAACAACUUCAUUUCGAUUACAAUGAAAUGGGACCGACUUGCUUAGAAAUACACGGAAUAUUAAGCGAGCUAACAGACAAAUGUCUCAUAGAUGAAAAGCGUAAAAUUACUGAUUGUAAUUUAAAAAAAAUUGAUUUGAUAAAACUCCUUGAUGGAAUAGCUAUCGAAGUCAUGAACGAAACGCAACCGAUUCAAAACACGAUAGUGACGUGUGCAGUAAAAAGUCCAGAACAAACUAAAUCUAUAGUAAAGACAAUUAUAUCGGCUAAAUUAGACGCAUUAGAGAAAAGCGGUAAAGAUGAAGAGGUUUUAGAUUCCGACGAUGACUUACAACCUUACGACAUGAGCAAUGACGUAACUGUUGCAUCGAAAAAGAGACCGAUGUAUCUGAGAGACCUUCUAGAAAUUGUCACCGAAGCGAAAGAUCUAGACACAUUUGAAGCUGCAGUAACGGUUGCCGAGGAAUUAGUCGACAAACAACUGAAACAUGAAGAUGGGAAACUCGCUAUAGAGCUUUUGGAUCUUUUUGUACAUUUAGAUGAGAAAUAUCACGUAGAUAACUUCGACAGUAUAAAAUUUAACACAGCAGUUGCUAUAGUCUGUAGUCAACCAGCGAUUUGCGCGGAGCAUUUAUGCAAGGAAAUACAUAUGGAUGUUGGAAGAUAUUCAAUAGCAACGAAAAUCUUUAUGUUGGACGUUCUGUCUGAAUCGGCUAAUAGGAUAGCCGAUGUCAGACCAAAUAUGGACGAGAAACCUAAAACAGAAAUCACCAUUAGAGCUGAAGACAAUUCAUCACCCGAAGAAGUUAUUCGACGUCGUUUAUUGAGCAAAACGAGAUAUUUCCAUUCGAAACGCCCUCAUCCUUACGCCAGGGCUAAGAAGAAUCGAUUCGCAGCGGUUUCCGAUUAUUUUUUUUAUCCCCUUGUGAGUGGUUUUGGGCAAAGACAACUAACGUUAAGCCACCACAAUUUGAAACAAGACGUUGACAAUAUUCUGCUUCUGAAAUACCUCUCUACAGUUGGCAAUAUAAUUCUCGCGUCCAAGAACUGUCCAAAGUGUCCCAAUUACUGUCGAGAGGUUAUUCAAAUGGUACUUUACCUUAGAUUCAGUCCAGAACCAAAAAUACAGAGCUGCGUUAUUUCUAUAAUUGCAUCAAUUGUGCUAGCUCUACCCGAGUCUAUACUGAAGGGGGAAUUUUUCAAUCCAAUGAUGGAGCUGAGAUCCUGGUUGAUCGAGUGUUUGUCUAAUCUAGAUUUGACAAUGCGACUCGGAGGCCCUAAAUCUGAGACAGCUCUAUUCGCUGCACAGGUUUUACACUUGCUCGAGAAGAACCUUUCUGAAGUGGAAUAA